AUGUCUCUCAAGGGAAGGCUAGCGCUUAUAACAGGCUGCUCUGGCGGCAUUGGCAAGGCAACUGCAAUGGCCCUCGCAGCCCAAGGCUGCUCCAUCGCAGUUCACUACAAUUCCGCCAAAGAAGUUGCCGAUAAACUGGUCAUCGACCUCACCAAGAACUUUGAGAUACGCUCUCAAGCCUUCCAAGCCGACAUGUCCUCCCCCGAGAGCGUUCGUGUCCUCUACGCAGAUGUUAUCGUGUCCCUGGGCCAUCCUGACAUACUAUUCAACAACGCGGGAACGACCGGGAAGGUUGUUGGAAAGUGGGGAAACAUCGAAGAUGUCACUCUCCAAGACUUCGAGACGACAUGGAAUAUCAACACUGGCUCAAGUUUCCUUGUCAGUUUGACAAUCUCACACAACUAUGUCUCCCUCAUAUGGUCUCACAGAAAUAUGGACGCGUUGUCUUUUGCUCUAGUGUCGCUGCAGGCAUGUAUUGGUGGAGUCAUCGGCCCUCAUUAUGCCUCCUCCAAAUCUGCCCUCCACGGUCUCGUUCACUGGAUUGCUGUGCGCUAUGCUAAGGACGGAAUCACGUGUAACGCCGUUGCACCCGCUCUCAUUGAAGAUACAACAAUGAUGGCGAAUGUUACUGAUGAAGUCCGGAAGUCAAUCCCCAUUGGCAGAAUGGGUAAACCCGACGAGGUGGCCAGUAUUGUCGAGUCACUCAUAACGAACGGAUACCUGACGAAUAAGAUUAUGGUUGUGGACGGGGGAAUGACACCCAGUGCAUUUUGA
Mycena indigotica is the source of this 774-nucleotide messenger RNA. RefSeq names its product NAD-binding protein. Gene Ontology annotation, molecular function: oxidoreductase activity, acting on the CH-OH group of donors, NAD or NADP as acceptor. The record is from RefSeq and is a predicted model, not a curated record. The transcript is spliced from 9 exons. Bases 1 to 774 code for a protein of 257 amino acids. NCBI's taxonomy places the organism in Eukaryota, Fungi, Basidiomycota, Agaricomycetes, Agaricales, Mycenaceae.